AUGACUUCUACCGUUCACGAUCCAAGGCUACUCUACAGCAUCGGCAACAUCCGUGCUUUUCACAUUCAGAAUGGCGAAGAGACAGAGUUGACCCCCUCUGGGCCUCAGACCCUCUCUCUUCUGAUGGUCCCCACCAGAACGUCCUCACCCGGCAAUUCCCCCUCAACGCCUCCCCCUGAUGCGUCUGCAGAGGAAGACUUUUACCUUCAUCUGCAUCUGCCACCGGAACUGGACCUAGCGCUUCCUGCUACCACCCAGAUCUUUCACCAGUCUCCAGACAGCUACUUGAUCCCUCGCUGGGAUGUGGGCCCUGAUGAUGGCGCAUUCAUUCGCAUCCAAUUUCCGGGUAUUGGUUCGGGUCCGGGUAAGGUCACACAGGAUGAUAUAGAUACCUUUGAAACUAUCUUGGCUCAAUGCACGGCGUUCCUCGAACGCGCUCCCCCACCGAGCAAUCAUGCUCCGUAUAACCCCGCAACUUACGCGCCAGGCGAAGGAUAUGUUGCCCCGUCAGGAUUUGCCCAGGAUGAUACCCAUGGCCGGAUCGUUCUUGUGGAUGAGGAAGAUGGAAGCGUCGUUGGUGAAAUGGAAGGGUACGAUGUGGUUGAGAAGCCUGGUGUCAAACCUGGCUCGAAGAGACCCGUGGAGAUUGAACUUCCCACUGAAGCCGAGGGUAACCAAGUCAACGUCAGCAAUGUCUCCGAGGAAUACCUGCGGAUGGCUCGUCAUCCCGUUUACAAAGACUCAACGAUCGUUCAGACCUCUGCGACCGCCUCUCGCUUGAUUGUCACUGGAUCUUCCUACCUUGCCAACGCUAUCACGAGCGGCGCAGAAGCUUUCACCAAAAAGACCAAGCCCAACCCUAAACCGAUGACAUUCUCUGACACCACACAUUCUCGGAUCCGAAAGGUCGGUACAUUCUCGCAGGGUGCUGCCGAACUGUCUGCAAAGACGGUUGGUCAGGUGGGUAAAUACGCUCAGAAUAUCGGUGCCUCCCUGGCCCGCCGCAGGGACAACGGUACGCAGAGGGGUGUCAAUGGGUCCGGGGGCGACUACAAGCCCGGCAUCCUGAACAAAUCGAUGAUUGCGUUCUCGACUUUGACGGAUGGCAUCGAGCAGGGUGCUCGUAACGUAUUGAUUACCGGAUCCAAUGCAGCUAGCACCAUGAUUGGACAUCGCUAUGGCGAGCAGGCUGGCUCGGUGGCCUCCGACCUCACUGGCGGAGUCAAGAAUGUCGGUCUGGUAUAUAUCGACGCCGCAGGUGUCAGCCGCAAAGCUGUGCUGAAGUCUGUUGCGAGGGGCAUGGUCGUCGGCCGUAUGCGCAACGGGCAGCAGGUCCUCGUUGGCACGGGCGACGGCGGUGAUGUCCCCGCUGGAGUAGCUGGCCCAAGUCAGGCAUAUGGCCGUGAGCCGGUUGUAAGACGUCAGUCUCCCAGCUCGACCCCUCCACCCGCAUACGGUGCACCAGGCACUACUUCGUUGAGCGGUAUGUCCAUGUCGGGGGGCAAGCGUUGA
Molecule: messenger RNA, 1512 nt
Organism: Aspergillus luchuensis
Lineage: Eukaryota; Fungi; Ascomycota; Eurotiomycetes; Eurotiales; Aspergillaceae
Product: senescence-associated domain-containing protein
Exons: 2
Coding region: 1-1512 (503 amino acids)
Biological process (GO): cell division
Cellular component (GO): plasma membrane
Source: RefSeq, a predicted model, not a curated record